AUGCGUCCAUGGAGUAAUGACCAAGUUCUUUUAUGGUUGAGAAAUUCUGGUUACACAGAUGAGAUUGUUAGCGCAUUCCGGUCACAUAAUAUUACAGGCUUGGUACUACCUUUCCUGAAUACAGAGGAAUUGAAGGAAAUGGGGAUUCCGAAUCUCAGAAUAAGAUUGAAAUUGAUGAGGGAUAUCAGUACUGCUUUAUCCGAGUUAAAUAGUGGCUUUCUUUCCUUUGAAAGCGAUCAUCCUGUUAUGUCGCAGCUUCAAUCCACAAUCAUGGCUACCUCGUUGAUCAACAUUCUUUCUCAAAGCAUUCGAGAUGAGGUUAUUUUGGGCUCAGAAAAUGAUAACAAAUCACUUCUGCAUCAAUUUACAAAAUUGAGGGAGGAUCUUCUUCCAAUUCUCAAGGAGUUGAAAGAUAAAAAACCAUUACCAACGCCGGCUGGAGGUUCGGAUGUGAAUUUAAAGUAUAACCAUGCAUCACUAACACGAGAGCAAAUUCAGGGUACACUGCAACAGAAUGAAAUAGAUGAUCACCAAAAGUAUAGAGGGAAUACAAUGUCUGAUGGAGCGACUAUUACUAGCUCCCGAAGCGACCUUAGAAACAGUAGAUUAUCAGAGAUAGAUAAUCAAGACCAGGAAACUAUAAAUUCAUUAUCUUCAGCUAUAUCUAGCGCUGAACUCCUGACUGCAUUUACCGCUGUGAAAGAGAAGCCUCGAAUUGUUCCCUCUGGAAGAAAUGCUCCAGUUAGGAGGACCUCUUCAAACGGUUUAUCUGCAGGUAAACUAAAUGAUAUGACACACAGGUCUAGUUACAAUUCUUCCAAUGAACAGUUAAAACAACUUAGAGCAAGAAAAGAAGAUAGAUGUUACAAGAUAUUACAAGCUGCAAUGAGAAGUCAUGGCUUGGAUAUUUCUGAGUGGAAAAAUUAUGCAUUGGUUAUUGUAUAUGGUGGUGAUCAGGAGCGCAUACUAGGUUAUGAUGAAAUGCCUGUGAUGAUUUUUAAGGAGCUGCAGGAUUUAGGGCUUAAUCCUUCUAUGAUGCUUCGUCAGGUUGACGAGGAAGAUGGCCUUGAUUAUUCAAAGUUCGAUACCCCAGGUGGCCGUUUGUAA
Brettanomyces bruxellensis is the source of this 1107-nucleotide messenger RNA. RefSeq lists its product as uncharacterized. Gene Ontology annotation, biological process: signal transduction. NCBI's taxonomy places the organism in Eukaryota, Fungi, Ascomycota, Pichiomycetes, Pichiales, Pichiaceae. The coding region runs from base 1 to 1107 and encodes 368 amino acids. The transcript has a single exon. The record is from RefSeq and is a predicted model, not a curated record. Gene Ontology annotation, molecular function: protein binding.